AAUUUCGAUCUUGUUCCUCUUCCCACAGAUCCUAGCUCUUCCAAAUUACUGAAGAAUCUACUCUUUGACCAGAAUCUGAGCUCUCAGCCUUGUAUCACGAUGGAAGAUGACCAAUGGGUCUCCUUUUCCAACUAUGGUUUGCAAUGGUGUCUCAAAGAGCUGAGCAAGGAAGAACUUCAGACGUUCAAGAAGUUGCUGAGGAAAAAGCAUCCGAGGUCAAUGAGUGCUCUCCCAUGGGCUGAAGUGGACAACGCCAACACGGACAGUCUGGCCUCCCUCUUGCAUGAGUAUUACGAACGGCCUGCCGCCUGGACCAUGGCCAUUGACAUCUUUGAGGAGAUGAAGCUGUUGACGCUCUCUGAGAAAGCAAGGGAUGAGAUGAAAAAACACUCAGCAGAUACAGUACCAGAAGAUGCUGCCCCAGUGACGACUGACCAAGGACCAAGCAAGGAAGAGGCACCAGUUUCUGAUGAUGACACUGACAAACGGGACUACAAGGCGCACGUGAAGAGCAAAUUUGCCAUCAAGUCUGACGCACACAACGGCUCUGAAAAUGCGGCUUCCGACUGGCCAGAGAUGCAAAUGCUGGUUGACAUCUUUAACUCAGACCAGCGGGGCUUUCGGCCCCGGACCGUGGUUCUCCACGGGAGAUCGGGAGUCGGGAAGUCGGCUCUGGCCAGGAGGGUCAUUCUGCGCUGGGCAGAGGGUGUGCUCUACCGGGACCUGUUCAAUUACGUCUUCUUUCUCCAUGCUAGAGACAUCGAGUGGAGAGAGGAGAGCAGCUUUGCAGAGCUCCUUGCCAGGGAGUGGCCACACCCCCAGUUUCCGGCCACGGAGAUCCUGUCCCGCCCGGAAAAGCUCUUGUUCAUCCUUGAUAGCUUUGACGACCUGGACUCUGCGCUUGGGCUUUGCGCCAGGAAGCUGUGCACAGACUGGACUGAGAGGCGGCCCCGGUGUGCUCUGGUGCACAGUCUGCUCAAGAAAGCCCUGCUGCCCGAGUCCUCCCUGCUCGUCACCGUCCGGGACGUGGGCAUGGAGCAGCUCAAGUCGCUGAUCGUGUCUCCCCUGUACCUGGUAGUGGGAGGCAUCUCGGUGCAGAGGAGGAUACAGUUGCUCCUCAAACACAUCCCCAGCCAACACAGGAAGAUGCAAGUGUUGCAUUCGGUGAUGGACAACCCCCGGCUCUUUGACCAGUGCCAGGUCCCCGCCGUGUGCCUGCUGAUCUGCACGGCGCUGGAGCUGCAGGAGGCCGUGGGGAAGAGCCUCGCGCCCACCUGCCAGACCCUCACUGGCCUGUACGCCACGUUCGUGUUCCAUCAGCCAGCUCCAGGGGCAGCUUUGCAGCGUUGCCUCAGCCAGGAAGAGCGAGCUGUCCUGAAGGGCUUGUGCCACAUGGCCGUGCAGGGCGUGUGGAGCAGGAAGUCCGUGUUCAGCAGUAACGACCUGAGGGCUCACGGGCUGAGGGCGUCCGAGCUGUCCUCCAUGUUCCCCAUGAGCCUCCUCCUCCCGCUGGGUGGCCACCGGGAGAAGUGCUACGCGUUCAUCCACCUCAGCCUGCAGGACUUCUUCGCCGCCUUGUACUACGUUCUGGAGGCUCUGGAGAAAGAGACCUCUUCCUGCUCUGUGUUCUUCGAGGCUGCGCAGAGUUGGCUGGAGCUGAAGCAAACUGGAAUCGACUUCCGCUUGGCUCGCGUGAAGCAUUUCUUGUUUGGCCUCAUGAGCAGAGAGGUGAUGAGGACCCUGGAGAUCCGGCUCGGGUGUCCCGUGCCCCAGGGGGUGGUGAAACAGGAGCUGCUGCACUGGGUGUCUCUGCUAGGGCGGCAGGCCACCGCCUCCACCCCUGCAGAUGUCAUGGAGUCCUUCCACUGCCUCUUUGAGACUCAGGAUGAGGACUUUGUUCUCUCGGCGUUACACAGCUUCCAAGAUGUGCGGCUUCCGAUUAACCGGAGGAUGGACUUGAUAGUAUCCUCUUUCUGUCUCCAACACUGUCGUCGUCUACGGAGAAUCCGGGUGGACGUCAAAGACCUUUUCUUAAAGGACGAGUUUGCUGCGUGGCCCACGACUCCCCAGUGGAUGCAGACCAGGACCCUCAUGGACGAGAGCUGGGAGAACUUCUGCUCUGUGCUCGCCACCCACCCAAGCCUGCGACAGCUCGACCUGGGCAGCAGCAUCCUGAGCGAUUGGGCCAUGAAGGUGCUCUGUGCCAAGCUCAGGCACCCGGCCUGUAGAAUACAGACUCUGAUAUUGAAGGGGGCACAGGUAGCCCCGGGUCUCCAGCACCUCUGGGUGACUCUCGUCAUGAACCGCAACAUCAAGCACUUGAACUUGGGGAGCACAGUCCUGAAAGAGAAAGACAUCAAGAUGGCGUGUGAGGCGCUGAAGCACCCCAACAGCCUGCUGGAGUCUUUACGAUUGGACUCCUGUGGGCUAACCCAGACCUGCUACCUGAUGAUCUCCCAAGUCGUUCACAAAUCCACCAGCCUGAAGACCCUCAGCAUAGCAGGGAAUAAGGUGACGGACUGGGGGUUGAAGCCCCUGUGUGACGCCCUGAGGCUGUCCUGGUGUUUCCUGCAGAGGCUGAUACUGGAGAACUGUGGCCUCACAGCUGUCAGCUGCCAGGUGCUGGCCUUGGCCCUCACCGACAACCGCAGCUUGACGCACCUGUGCCUGUCAAACAACAACCCGGAGCACGAAGGGCUGAGUCCGCUGUCCCGCGCCAUUCCUGACAGCGGUCUGCAGUGGCUGCUACUUGACCAGUGCAACCUGGAUGUAGCUGGCUGUGGCUACCUUGCCUUUGCGCUGAAGGACAAUAGAAGGCUGACGCACCUGAGCCUCAACAGGAACCCCUUGGGGGACAGUGGGGUGAAGCUUCUGUAUGAGGUCAUGAGGGAACCGUCUUGUCACCUGCAGGACUUGGAGGUGGCAGACUGUCGCCUCACGGCCGCCUGCUGUGGAAGCCUGUCCCAUGUGAUUGUGAGAAGCAAACACCUGAAGAGCUUGGAUCUCGCCGGCAACGCCCUGGGGGACACUGGGAUGGCAGCACUGUGCGAGGGACUGAAGCAGAGGACCAGCGUUCUAGAGAGACUCGGGUUGGAGGCCUGUGGGUUAACUUCUGAUUGCUGUGGGGCACUGUUGCUGGCCCUGGCCCACAACCAGCACCUGACCAGUCUCAACCUGGUGCGGAAUAACUUCAGCCCCAACAUAGUGAGGAAGCUGUGCUCGGCCUUCGCACGCCCCACGUCGAAUCUGCGGAUAAUCGGGCUGUGGAAAGAGCAGUACCCCGCGCAGACACAACAGCUGCUGGAGGAGCUGCAGCGGCUCAAGCCCGGGCUCGUGGUUGACGGCGACUGGUAUUCCCACGUGCAAGACGACCGGUACUGGUGGAAAGACUGA
Molecule: messenger RNA, 3393 nt
Organism: Lepus europaeus (European hare)
Lineage: Eukaryota; Metazoa; Chordata; Mammalia; Lagomorpha; Leporidae
Gene: NLRP5
Product: NLR family pyrin domain containing 5
Exons: 11
Biological process (GO): regulation of inflammatory response
Cellular component (GO): cell cortex; nucleus; cytosol
Molecular function (GO): protein binding
Source: RefSeq, a predicted model, not a curated record